Molecule: messenger RNA, 6839 nt
Organism: Monodelphis domestica (gray short-tailed opossum)
Lineage: Eukaryota; Metazoa; Chordata; Mammalia; Didelphimorphia; Didelphidae
Gene: LEMD3
Product: LEM domain containing 3
Biological process (GO): nuclear envelope organization; negative regulation of BMP signaling pathway
Molecular function (GO): chromatin DNA binding
Source: RefSeq, a predicted model, not a curated record
UACCUUAUUUAACUUUAUAUUCAUAGUACAUCAUUUGAAACACCAGACUGGAUGAAUCAAAAGCCAGAAGAAAGAUUUCUUGGAGAAAUAGCAAUAAUCUCAUAUAGGCGGAUAUCUUAUGGUAUCUGACAGCAGAAGGUGAAAAAAUUAGUAAAACUCUUGAUGAAGGUUGUGAUAAAGGAUGGAAAGGUUUGGACUUUUUCUUUCCAUCCUUUAUCACAAAGUGAAAGAGGGGAGUGAAAGGAGGAAAGAUGACUUGAAGCUUAAUACUAAAAAAACAAACAAACCUCAAAACUAAGAUCUCCAUGCUGGUCCUAUAAUUCUCAGCAAAUAGAGGGAGAAGAAAUGUCAGAUUUUAUAAAUGUAGGGGCUCAAAGAUCACUACAGAUGGCCACUGUAGCUAUGAAAUUAAAAGAUGUUUGGUCGGAAGGACCUGGUGAACCUGGACAGCAUAACAAAAAGCAGAGACAUCACUUUGCCAAAAAUGGUUCUUAUAGGCAAAAUUAUGAUUUUUUCCAGUAGCAAUGUGUAUGGCUGAGCUCUGCUGGAUUUACCUUUUGAAUUGCCAGGCUGGAGAACUUUUGGGAAACCCUUGGAUAGUAUGGAGUUAAAUCAGCUAAUACUUAGGAAAUUAAUUUGGACCAUUCGUAGGAAGGAUAAAUACUGAAGCUGAAAUACUUUGGCCUCAUAAUGAGAAGACCCCACUCAUUGGAAAUGAUUCUGAUGUUGGGAACAGUUGAAGACAAAAGGAAAAGGGGAAGGUAGAGGAAAACGAACGCGAGCUUCCAGAGAUGAUGUAGAACAGAAGGACCUAGUGUGCUAUAGCCCUUGGGGUCACAGAAGAGUCAAGAUUUAACAAAAAUUGUAUAGGUGGCAAGUUUGUAACCAUUUCCCCCUCAAUAUGCAAAAAUAAUACAUUUCUAGUUUCAAAGCCUCAGAUUUAAAUGCUCAGGGACAGGAUGAAACAGUAUUCAAGUGUUUUCCCUGUGAUAUUCUUUGACAAAAGCCCAGAGCUAAGUAUUUUCUUGUAGUAUUCAGGGGGUUGAAAAAAGCAACCACAGUAUUUGUGGUUUUCAGGGAAAGGUUGCAGAAUGUUCACGGGGUUGAACAAUGGUCUGCCAUCUUCAGAAAGGGCCUUGAAUGCCAAGACUGUGGGAGUGAAAAGAUAACAUCAGGUUUUUAUGGCUUCUCUACUCCCAGAAAUUCUUCAUCAAAACGUUCAAACCUGUAUACCCAGUCCUAGAGGAGUAAAUAAUCAAAAAUGGUUUUGCGAUCUCCUCCUGAUUGACCCCCUCUGUGAUCUCAAAAUAGUCCAGAGACUCUCAAAGUCUCCAAACCAGAUUCAUUUAAUUCGGUUGCCUUUCAAAAAUAAAUACAGUUGGACAUUACAGGCCUGGAGUGACCAGAGUUUAAAAAUGGGGAGUUGUGGAAUACAGGAAAUCGUGUUUCUUACACCAGGUUAGGGGCCUGGCAGCCAUGACUCUAGAAAAUGCAUGUUAGCCCUGGACCCUUUCAGCCAUCCAGAAACCCACCAGUCUUCCUUCUUCUUCCUCCUCCCUUUCCCCCCUCCUCCUGAAUAAAGGUCCCGCUUGAGAAGUAGGUUUUUUAUUUGGGAGGGGGGGAUUAAAUAAGAAAGCAAGCAGGAAGAUCAGGAAGAGUGGGACGGGAGCUCCCCCAGAUCGGGGUAAGGGGAGACAAAAGGAGCUGGACGCUGGGCGCACCCUCUCCAUCCUCUCCUCUCUCAGUGGUCUGAACCGGCGGGGGAGGCAGCGGUCAAGGUGCCCCCAGAAGGCGCUGCCAGAGGCUGAGCGCGAGGAGCCCACGCACGUUCGGCGCCGGCCAGCCUUCCCUCCCCCCAAGUCUAGGAGGGUGGGGAAGCCCCCUCCCCCGAGAGUGCGCGACGAGCUCCCGCCCCCCUCAACCUCCCGCUGCCGCCCAGCCGCCGCACCUUACGUGGACCCUUCCCGCUCAGGUGAGUCCUUCCCACGCCUCCCAUUGGCCCAGGCGUCGCCGGCUCGGGAAGGCCAACGCCGACGGGUCUAGUUCAGGGUCUAGGGUGGGCGCGUCACUUCCGGUAGCGCGGAGCUUGUAAAACACCCAGGAGAGAAAAUGGCGGCUGCGGCGGCUUCGGCGGCUCAGCAGCUCUCGGAUGAGGAGCUUUUCUCUCAGCUCCGCCGUUACGGCCUGUCUCCCGGCCCAGUGACGGAGAGCACCCGGCCUGUCUACCUGAAGAAACUGAAGAAGCUCCGCGAGGAAGAGCAACAGCAACAGCAGCAGCAACAGCAGCAGCAGCAGCACCGCACCGGGGGCCGCAGCGCCAAGACGCGGAACAGCUACAACAAUAACGCGGCGGCCGUGGGGGCGCCUCCAGGGGCGGGGGCGGCCACAGCCGCCACCAGCAUGGGGGGCCGACCGCUCUCGGGCGACCUCUCGUACCUGCGGACCUCGGGGGCUCUCAGCCGCGGCUCGGCCUCAGCCCCCGAUAAUCCGCCCGGAGCCGCCGGGGCGACGGCCGCCCCCGCCGCCAGCGGCGGCGGCGGUAGUAAGGUGCUGCUGGGCUUCAGUUCGGACGAGUCAGACGCCGAGGCCAGCCCCAGGGACCAGGCCAGCGGCGGCAGGAAGGAGCGGGCCGCCUUGCAGUCCCGCGGCGGAGUGAAGCCCGCGCCCCUGGCCGACAGCGAGGGGGGCCCCGGCCAGCCCGCCGAGAGGAGGAAGCCGCACGCGUGGUGGGGGGCCCGGAGACCUGCGUCUGCCCCGGACCCCCUGGGGUCAUCAGGGAGGGAGGGCGCGCCGGAGGACGCGGAAGAAGGAGCGGAGAACGGCGGCGGCGAGAGGGACCCGGAGGGUGAGGAACUGCGCUGGACCGGCCGGCCCGUGAACGGCAGCCGGCUCCUCCCCUUCAUCUGCCGGGAGAACUACUCGGACUCCGAAGAGGAGGAGGAGCAGGACGACGUGGCCGCCGCCCGGCCGCUCUUCAGGGACGACUCACUGCUCCGCGCUCGGCCCAGGCGGGGCCUCAGCAAAGCCCCCUCCGCGGUGGCUGCUGCGGCAGCGGCAGCAGGCGGCGGCCUCGGCAAUGACCGGGCCGCCGCUGGCAGUCUAGACCGGAGGCGAGGACCGGAGGAUGGUGGGGCCGGAGACCCCCUGGACUGCAGUCCCGUCACCAGAUACCGCCUCAACUCCAAGAAGCAGCCCCUCCCCGACGGGGAUCUGAGCCUGGAUAGCCCAACCAACAACCACAUUGGGGUGGGGGGCUUUCACCUGGACCCCCCCAGGGUCUACGCCAACAGCCUCCCGCACGGCCCUCAGAUGGGCGCCACCUCCUCCCCCCCACUCAGGAUCAAUCACUCCAAUCACACGGGCUCUAAUCACACCUACCUGAAAACCGCCUACAGCAAGCAGAAGCUUUCCGAGCCCGAGGAGGAGCUCCUCCAGCAGUUCAAACGCGAGGAGGUGUCCACCACAGGGGGCUUCAGUGCCCACUACCUGUCUAUGUUUCUCUUGACUGCCGCUUGCUUAUUUUUCCUGAUACUUGGACUCACCUAUCUCGGCAUGAGAGGCACCGGGGUGUCCGAGGAUGGGACACUCAACAAGUUCAUCCUUAUUUUUUCCAAGAUGGAAGUAAAAAGCCCUUUUGAUGAAACGUUUGAAAAGAUCCAAGCAAAUGAAAAAAGUCUCAUGAUGAAUUCAUUAUACAAACUUCACGAUCGAUUGGCACAAGUAGCAGGAGAUCAUGAAUGUGGCAGUUCUAUCCAGAGGAGGCUUUCUGUCCAGGAGGCAGCUGCAUAUUUAAAAGAUUUAGGUCCUGAAUAUGAAGAUGUAUUUAACACGUCUUUGCAAUGGAUUUUAGAAAAUGGAAAGGAUGUUGGCAUUAGGUGUAUUGGUAAUGACUCAAAUGAAGAUUUGACAAACAUAACUGAUGUGCAAUUCUUACAAUCUACCAGACCUCAAAUGUCUUUCUGGUGUCGCUUUCGACGUGCAUUUAUUACUGUGACUCACAGAUUGUUGUUGUUAUGCUUCGGUGUAGUGAUGGUAUGUGUGGUUCUGCAUUACAUGAAGUAUCACUGGACAAAAGAAGAGGAGGAAACAAGACAGAUGUAUGAUAUGGUGAUAAAGAUUAUAGAUGUGUUGCGAAGUCAUAAUGAAGCUUGCCAAGAAAAUAAAGACUUACAACCUUACAUGCCUAUUCCACAUGUUCGAGAUUCUUUAAUACCACCUCCUGACAGGAAAAAAAUGAAGAAAGUCUGGGAUAGAGCUGUUGACUUCCUGGCAGCAAAUGAAUCCAGAGUUCGUACAGAGACACGAAGAAUAAGUGGCAUGGACUUUCUGGUUUGGAGGUGGAUACAGCCAUCAGCAGCCUGUGACAAAAUUUUUGUGGUACCUUCUAAAGUUUGGCAAGGACAAGCAUUUCAUUUAGAUCGAAGAAAUUCACCGCCAAAUAGUCUGACACCCUGCCUAAAGAUUCGAAAUAUGUUUGAUCCUGUUAUGGAAAUUGGGGAUCACUGGCACCUGGCAAUUCAAGAAGCAAUUUUGGAAAAAUGUAGUGAUAAUGAUGGCAUCGUUCAUAUUGCAGUAGACAGAAACUCAUGUGAGGGUUGUGUUUAUGUAAAAUGUCUAUCUCCAGAAUAUGCUGGGAAAGCUUUCAAGGCAUUACAUGGCUCAUGGUUUGAUGGAAAAUUGGUAACAGUAAAAUACCUGCGACUAGACAGAUACCAUCAUCGCUUUCCCCAAGCGCUCACUUGCAACGUUCCCUUGAAGCCAUCAAACAAACACAUGAACUCUAUGUCUCAUCUCCGUCUUCGGACAGGCACAGCUAAUUCUCAGGGAGGCUCCUGAGAGAGUGUUUCUACCACUGCUAAGACUAUUAUUCACAGCAGGAAAAUCCCUGUUUGGCUGCCGGUCUUCCUUUUUUUUUUUUUUAAGCUUUUUGUAUGUAAUAUUUUCAUUGAUGAAUACAGGUCUGCUUGAAUGUUCCAGAAAUCUUCAGUUUCCAAGGAGACUUAGCAGUAAUAUUGAACAAAUAGAGCAAUUGCUUCCUGUUACUUGAGGAGUGCAAAUAAACCAAUGCAUUUAAAAUUUUGCAUGAGGAACAUUGAAUUUAUUAAACAUUUUCCAUUAUGGUGGUUGUGCAUUUGCACCAAGAAGUGUUUUAAUAACCACAUAAAAGCAUGGUGAAGAGAAGACUUCUUGCAUUUUCAUAGUUUCCCGUUAACUAAUGUGAGUUUUUGUAACCAACCACCUAUAUGGUUCCUGAUGGCUGAUAGGUAAAACUGUUCAUUUCAGAAAUUAAUCUUAGGUUUCUGUUGCUAUAAGAGAUUCAUUUGCUGCCACUGGAAUAUGGGGACAUUUAUUUGGCUUUAGUGGUUACAUAAUAGUGUGAAGGGAUGCAGAUAUAUUUAAACUGGUUUUUGUAUAUAUAUGUAAAUGCUGGUGGUGGCAAAGGUAGUCCUGUUCUGUGAGGAUGUCUGCAUUAAUGCAGUAAAUAAGCUUCCUAUUUUAUUCAUAACCUCAUGUUUUAUAUUCUAUAUAAAUCUAUAGGCUGUACCAUCACUUAGGUCAAUCAGCCAAACACCUUAAAGUAUUAGAUACCAGUUUAAAAUAUCUUUUAUAGGUUUUAUAUAAAAUGUCUGGCUAUGAUUUUGUGUGAAAGUUCUGAUACCAAUUGUAAUGAAUUCAAAUUUAUGUAAGCAAUAAAGAAGCAAUUGGCAGAUACUGGAAAAAUAUUUUGUGAAAAGCUGUAUUUAUUAUAACAGGACUGUGACAAGGAACCAUUGGGAUUGAGUCAUUCUCCCAAUCUAUUUAUAAUUUAAUAAAGUCUUAACCACCCAGUUAUCUGUAAAGUUGGAAGCAGUGUACCAUUUUGCAAUAAAAUGUACAUUUGUUUGACAAAUAAUAUUUGCAAUUUUGGGUUUGAGAGCUGGAAUUAUAGUAAAUGUACAAGUGACAAUUACUUUGUGCCUCAGUAUUAAAAUUCAACUAUCAGUAAGUUAUUUUAUUACUGUUGAUAAUUUCUGAGUAAGAAUGAGCAAAAUUUAGUUGUAUUCUUCUGAUUGGCUCUCCUAAUAUCCUGUUGAUACAGCAGAUCUAUCAGUUCUUCAGAAGGAAUUCUGCAGAGAUAGCAAGCCUGGAAAUACAUGAGUUCUAAUAAUUGUGUUGAAAGCUCAGUUGUUUGUUUUUUUUUUCUUCCUGUUUUUGUAAAUGUGUUGGGUUUGCAGCAUGAACUUGCACAGAUAAUGCACGUUUUCUGGUUAAGUAAACAUGAUGCACACUUCUGCAACACAAAACCCUAUUGUGCCUUACCUUCGUGCUUUUGUGGGCACCAUGUUUAUGAAGAAUAAAGGUGGAUUUGUUAACUGCAGAGAAUACAUUGAAAAUUCUCAGUUUACGUCUCAGAUGCUAAAGUGUGAAAAUAUAAAUAUAUAAUAUAUAAAGUAACUGAUCUUGCUGUAUUUUAUGUGCAUCAUAGUGAUUUGUUGACUUGAGCUUAGUGACCCCAUCUUGUGACCUGUUGCAAGAAUGAAUGUAAAAAUAGUUGUGGCAUUUUAAAAGGUCGCCUUUUGAUGCAAAUGCAUCUUUCCCUUGCUUCUAAAAUAUAUUUCAUGUAAACAUUGUACAUUUAUUAUUGUAAUAUGUACUAUUAUGCCGCAUAUUUUACCUACAACUGUUUAAGCUGACCAAUAUCCCUUCCUGCAAGACAGAUGGGAAUGUGUAUAAUAAUCUAGACAUUUGAGACGUUCAGAUGUUUGAUGUAAUUUGUCACUUGUCCUGUUUAAAAAAAAAACACAAAACACAAAAAGAAAAAAACUCUAAUUAAAAGUUUAUUAGGGGUUUUUAAUAUA